This is a messenger RNA of Octopus bimaculoides (California two-spot octopus), 718 nucleotides long. RefSeq lists its product as uncharacterized. The record is from RefSeq and is a predicted model, not a curated record. NCBI's taxonomy places the organism in Eukaryota, Metazoa, Mollusca, Cephalopoda, Octopoda, Octopodidae.
AUAUAUAUAUAUAUAUAUAUUCACAGCAUCGACAUGGCUAGUUGUACUGCUGCAGACCAGACGAAUUCUGGCAAGGAUUGUUCUGAAAGCGAAACAGAAUUGGUGAAGGAAGAAGCAGCCAAACUAGACAAGAAGAAGAAGGUGGAGGCUAGAGAGGAGGGAGAUGAAGAAGUGAAAGUCACUGCUGACCGGCUCAGCCCCCAUGAUGAGGAAACAGAGAAGCAAGUUGUUCUUGCCAGCAGACAUAUUGCCAUGGCUCUAACCAAAUCCAGUGCCAUCGAGAAAUAUUUCUCCACCUGUCUUUUAGAUGAAGAAGAUGAAGCUCGCUUUGCAGACUUUGACUCAGAGUUGCCGGAUUUUCUCAGUCGGACGUUCUUCAGUCAAGAUGCCAAAUUCUUCUUCCUGAUAUUCACUGCCUUCCUAUUCUUUUCUGUUCUAAUUCUCUUCAUGAUCCAAGCAAACUGUGCUUGGCAUAACAAUCAGUUACUUGAACUGCUUGGACGAGAAGAUUUCUCGCAGGAUUUCUUUUACCUUCAUUACUAUGAGAUGCCAGAAAGACGAGCCAGUCCGGGACUUCGAGUCAACACAAGCUGCUUCGUGCACUAACCCCACACACAGACACACACACACUCACACACACUCCCAUUUGCUGUAUAACAAACCCCAUUUUGUGCAAACGCGAAACAAUAAAGAACUCUGCUAGGAAUAUUUGAAAGAC